GCAGCACCGUUAUAUUUGCAUCGGUCAGAAUUGGUUUUUAUGGUAGAGUUACUGAAAUAAUAGUAAUAUAAAUUAAAUUAAAUAUAAACAGCAAAGCAAACCGAUCAAAUGAAGUUUAAUUUCAUCUAAAGGUUCUUCAAAAUUCAUGGCGUCAUCAGAUAGGGGCAGUGUCUUUGCUGUUUCAUGAAACAUAUAGUCUUCAGCUAGAAGAACUGAGUCUGCACUGCAUAGUGACUGUGUUUUUAUCCUCAUAAACCAUCCAGCCAAAAGAUGCAAAAGGACCAAAUCUGCGUCAUAUCGAAAAACGGGAAGGGGAGCAAUGAAGCCGGGACGUCCCAACCAAAAGCAGACGAUCCCCUGAAUAAUCUGGGGGUCAAGGAUGAUGAGGAUGUGAAGAUGAUGCUGCAUGGCUCUUCCAUGAUGAAGGUGCGAGCUCCACGCUGGCAGAGGAAGCGUAUGAUAAAGUUGCUGGAUGAUGGAAUCACGGUCUGGUGUGAAUCCAACAAGAGCUCCAGCAAAGCCAAGUCUCAGCAGUCCUUUACUGUGACAGAUGUUGAGUGUGUGCGGGAGGGCUGUCAAUCUGAGAUGUUGAGAAACCUGGCUGGCUCGCUCCAAGAAGAGCAAUGUCUCACCAUUGUAUUCAAGGGAGGGAGGAAGAGCUUGGAUCUCCAAUGUGCCACUAAAGAGGAAGCGCAGUGCUGGGCCCGUGGUAUUCACACCUUGCAGGGCAGAGUCAAAAACAUGACCCAGAAAGAGACACUUGACCAAUAUCCUUCAGCAGCACAAAUAAUCAAAAAGUGUGACAAGUCUGCAGAUGGACGUCUAGAACAUGAGGAGAUUGAGCUGAGAUUAAUGCUCUAUUUUUUUCCUAUUCUGGAAAGUCAUUCAAAGGCUUCACCAUAUCCUCUUAUUCUGUCUCUGGAGAACCACUGGUCUGUGGAGCAGCAGACGAUCCUGGCCCAGCAGCUGCGUUCCAUUCUGGGGGACAAACUGCUUACCAAACCUCUUAAUGAUAAGCCAUUGGAGUGCCUACCAUCACCAGAGAGUCCAGAGCUGUCUGAUCUGGUGUUGUACACCUGCGGCGUUUCCUUCCAAGGAUUUAAUCAAUCUGCCAAGAAUCCUCCCAAUGAGAUGAACUCUUUCUCUGAGAGUGGCGCAUCGAAACUUAUCAAAGAGUCAGGUAUUGUUUGCGAGUGCAUGUUUGGCCGUGUGGGUCUAACCACAAUUUUGAACUCCUCUUGUCUUCCUCUUAGCUUGCCAGCUCCCCUUGUUCCCCUGUCUUUUGCUCCCACUAGUCUCGUCAUUCUUAUAUCCUGUUUCCCCGGCUCUCGACCCUACGCUUACCUCGACCAUUCUCCCUCUGGAUUUUCCCCACUGUACCUUCGUCUGCUCUUUAAAAAUAAAAGCAGUUUUGAUUUACAUUGUGACUGUCUCGUCUUGUGGGUGUGUGAGCGGGUUACAUUGGUCAGCGUGUGCAAUCUUCUAACUACAACCCUCAAGACAUGUGGAACGCUGGCUGUCAGCUGGGUGAUAUCUGCCCAGCAGCUGCCUAAACCUGACAAAGAGAAGCUCAGAUCUAUUGUAGACCCCCUUGUAUGGGUGGAGACUUACGGGGCUCCCAUAGACACCAAUAAAAAAAAGACACACCAUAUCGACAAUAAUGGCUUUAACCCCAGAUGGGAUUGCACCUUUAAGUUCAUUCUACAUGUGCCCGAGCUGGUGUUAGUGCGCUUUAAGGUCGAGGACCAUGACUUUACCACAAGAAAUGACUUUCUGGGCCAGUUUACUCUCCCUUUGACAAGCAUGCGUACAGGUUACAGACAUGUACGUCUGCUGAAGGCCGAUGGGUCGAGCAUGACUCCCUCCAGUCUCUUCAUCCAUGUUAAUCUUUCCCCUGGCGACUGCAGCCCGGCCAGACAAACAACCACACAUACAGCUUGAGAAUAAAGCAUGCAGUUUAAGCACCUGUCUAGUGGCCUGUCUGGGAAGGUGGUACAGCUUUUACCAACUUCUUUAGACCCAAAAUAUUUGUCACUUGAGUGUGGGAAUUCUUAUACCAUUACACUGCCCACAUAUGCUGCGACACAUAUUAUUACAUGAUUUGAAUGGUGCCUGUGGAGCCUAGGGGGGCGGGGCCGGUCGGAAUAUUGCGUGCCCGGUCCCGAAUCGGCCUGAUGAGGCGCGCGAGGGAUAAAGGCGGCCAGUGACGAUGGUUCGAGAGAGAGAGAAUUACGGGCAUGUCCGUCAUGUGUGCGUUUGUGUAUGCUUUUGGUUUAAGUUCUCAUUAAAUAUCAUUUAUAUUGACAAGCCAAUAGUAUCCAGCUGCAGACCCGCAGCACCACCAGUUUCAGAACCCCAGUUUCAGAACACCAGCGCCAGAACCUGAAGCGAGGGGCGGAGCUUACGUUCAAAACCGAGUAGCGCCACCUAACGUUUUGGAGAGUACUUUGCUUUUAUUACAAAUGAAACAUCAUACUUUAUACGUAUGUUAUAAUGAUUCUUUAAGGUACAGUACAAUAAGCACUUUAAACAUUGAUCUUGUGUAAUAUAAUUGUAUAUAGUUAUCCGUUUCAUUGUAUUAUGAGAGUUACUUCCUGAUCAUGAUGGUGAAAAAAAAUGCUUGAAACUUAUGGGCAUUUUAUAUAAAAUAUACUUUAUUUCACAAGAACAUGUGCAGCAUGCAUUUUUCUUUAUGUAAAAUAAAACAUGUCAAAAACUAAAAAAGAGAGAAAAUUCAGCAUAAUUUUAAAAGAAACAAUAAAAAUAUAUACAACAAAUGACCAAUUCACCCCUAGGCCCAUUUUAUCAUGACAAUCCUGUAUAAAUUAAACUUAAACUGUAUCAAAUGAGGAAUUCACUCUCAGGCCCAUUUUGUCCUUACAUUCUUGCUAAAAUAACUCCAUG
This is a messenger RNA of Xyrauchen texanus (razorback sucker), 2904 nucleotides long. Its product is annotated as 1-phosphatidylinositol 4,5-bisphosphate phosphodiesterase delta-3-A-like. Gene Ontology annotation, biological process: lipid metabolic process; intracellular signal transduction. Gene Ontology annotation, molecular function: phosphatidylinositol-4,5-bisphosphate phospholipase C activity. The transcript has 10 exons. The coding region runs from base 271 to 1941 and encodes 556 amino acids. The record is from RefSeq and is a predicted model, not a curated record. Lineage: Eukaryota; Metazoa; Chordata; Actinopteri; Cypriniformes; Catostomidae.